Messenger RNA from Fraxinus pennsylvanica, 525 nucleotides. NCBI's taxonomy places the organism in Eukaryota, Viridiplantae, Streptophyta, Magnoliopsida, Lamiales, Oleaceae. The record is from the annotation of a GenBank genome assembly.
AUGUCUCAGACUGUUGUCUUGAAAGUUGGCAUGUCAUGCCAAGGCUGCGUGGGAGCUGUGAAAAGGGUUUUAGGCAAAAUGGAAGGUGUUGAAUCUUUUGACAUUGAUAUUGAGCAGCAAAAAGUGACCGUGAAAGGCAACGUCCAACCAGAAGUUGUUCUGCAGACCGUUUCAAAAACUGGGAAGGCAACUUCUUUCUGGGAAGCGGUGGAAGCACCAGCCGCACCAGAAUCAAUGUCUGCUGAAACACUAGUUGCACUAGAAUCAAAGCCUACUGAAACACCCACUGAACCAGAAUCAAAGCAUGCAGAAGCUCCGACUGAGCCAGAAUCAAAGCCUGCUGAAACACCAAUUGAACCAGAAUCAAAGCGUGCAGAAGCCCCUGCUGAGCCAGAAUCAAAGCCCGCUGAAACACCAAUUGAACCAGAAUCAAAGUGUGCAGAAGCCCCUGCUGAGCCAGAAUCAAAGCCUACUGAAGCACCAGAGCCAGAAUCGAAGCAUGCAGAAGCUGUUGGUGUUGCUUAA